This is a messenger RNA of Musca domestica (house fly), 671 nucleotides long. RefSeq names its product adult-specific cuticular protein ACP-20-like. The record is from RefSeq and is a predicted model, not a curated record. Lineage: Eukaryota; Metazoa; Arthropoda; Insecta; Diptera; Muscidae. The coding region runs from base 51 to 632 and encodes 193 amino acids. The transcript is spliced from 2 exons. Gene Ontology annotation, cellular component: extracellular matrix.
GCCAUUGAACUUCUGUAUUGCCACAAAGAAAUAUCGAAUCGUUAAAGAAAAUGCGUCCUUAUAUGUCCUUGAUUGCUAUUUUAGCUGUUGGUGUCAUCCUUGUUGAUGCUGCGCCACACAAACACUCGGGCCAUGGUCAUGGAGAGGCUACCAGUUAUGCCGUUGUAACCAAACAUGAAGAUCAUCAUGACGGUCAUCACGGAGGAAGUGGAUAUGGUCACCAUGGACAUGGCCACCAUGUUGAACAUCAUGGUAUAGGUGGUGAUCAUUACGGUGAUGGUCAAGGAAGUGGUCAUCACGAUGAUAGCCAUGAUUAUCACAGUUAUCCUAAAUAUGAAUUCAAUUAUGGCGUCGAGGAUUCCAAAACCGGUGAUGUCAAAAAUCAGUGGGAAACCAGAGAUGGCGAUCAGGUUAAGGGAAGUUAUUCUCUCAAAGAAUCCGAUGGAACAACUCGUGUUGUAAAAUAUACUUCAGAUAAGAAAAAUGGAUUUGAGGCUACCGUUGAAAAAAUUGGUCAUGCCAAUCAUGCUGACGAGAAGCAAAAUCAUUAUGACCACGGACAUUCCGCUAACCACGACGAUUAUUAUGGCCGUGGAGAAGCCAGCAGUUAUAUAGUGGUCAAGAGCCAUUAAAGAAGGCCAAAUAAGACUACCGAAUGGAGAAGGAAAGAA